This is a messenger RNA of Neoarthrinium moseri, 1296 nucleotides long. RefSeq lists its product as uncharacterized. The transcript has a single exon. The record is from RefSeq and is a predicted model, not a curated record. NCBI's taxonomy places the organism in Eukaryota, Fungi, Ascomycota, Sordariomycetes, Amphisphaeriales, Apiosporaceae. Bases 1 to 1296 code for a protein of 431 amino acids.
AUGGGCGACUCGCCUGUGCGGGGUUUCCAAGAAGGCCGCCUGGAGGAUCUUGAGGGGCAUGAAAUCAAGAAGGCACAUGAGUUGGCCAACACUCUCACCAUCAAUCGAUUGGCGUCUAAAUGCAGAGGCAACCCGGCCGCCGACUUGGCGCACAUCUUGAAGCAGCAGGCGGGUGCGUAUCCCCAGCUUCGGGGCAGCCUCGAGCGGGUUGCACGGACAAAAGCCGCGACAAGGACAAGGGACCAGGGGAGCGUGCCGACCGAAAUCCAAACAAGCCGCCUGGAUGCAGAUGCACAGCCACAACCUGAAAUAGACGACCUUCUCAUAGAUGAGUCUAUCCAGGUUGCGCAUUCGCUCAGUACGAGUAUUAUGGAACUUGCCGGCCUGACGAAUGUGCCACCUGCGGCGGCCUCGCAGAAUGUAGCCAAGCUAGCCUUAGGGGUUAACGAGGCCAUCGCGAAGGGCAAGAUUUUGUGGAAAUUGCACGGAACCGUGGUUUUAGGCCUCAGUGCCUCUGUCGUGGUCAAGAUUGGAACUUCGCUCGAUCUCGACGAAGUUACGAACCUGAGCUAUAUCAACACCUUCAUGCCCGCCAUUCCAGCACCACUAUGCUUGGGCUGCUUGACCUCAACAGCCAAGAAGAGGACGUAUUUCUUCAUGUCCCGAUCGGACGGCGUCACUCUCGAAACGAUAUGGGCGGAUCUGUCUGUGGAAAACAAGUUGUCUAUUAAAAAGCAGCUCAAUACUAUAUUCCAUUCACUGCGUAACCCAUCUAGACCGCACCAUCUUGAACAAGAUGAAGAUGGGAUGCCCAAGUUCGGCAGUUUUGCCUCAGCCAUCUGCAAAGACAUGAGAAGGCAGCAGCGCAUAAGCACAACGACGAUUCGGAGCGAGGCCCAGUUCAACGACUUCCUCUGUCACCAGAUGGGCAGGACUGUCACCCCAUGGGUCAGGAUGAUUAGGUCUGCGAUGCAAGACGAACAUCAGUUAGUCAUGACGCAUGCGGACUUGCAUCCUAGGAAUAUCUUGGUGAAAUUGGAGGAUACAGAUGAGGAUAAGGAAGGGAAUGGUGCCGGUUGGGAAAAGGAGAGGGAGAGGAGGGUCAGAAUAAGCGCCAUUCUGGACUGGGAGUUAAGUGGCUGGUAUCCAGAGUACUGGGAAUUCGUUAAAGCGCUCUCGACCAUCAGUAUUCGAGGUAAGACGGCGGACUGGCUCGAAUAUCUUCCAACAGAGGCCAUCGGAACCUGGCCGGUGGAGCUGUCCAUUGACUCCCUCCUUGACCGUUGGCUGGGAUGA